Messenger RNA from Amoebophrya sp. A120, 835 nucleotides. Lineage: Eukaryota; Dinophyceae; Syndiniales; Amoebophryaceae. The record is from the annotation of a GenBank genome assembly.
UUGUGGGGCCACUGAGCCGGGUGACGCGGAUGAGGACAGUCGGGCCGGAUGCUGCAAGGGGGCUUCAAAAAAAUUUGAAUUUUGAAAGCGAGUAUGUUUUUCACCCUUGUAACCCGAUAGAUUUUAAAAGACUACACUUUUUACCGUCAGCAACAGCUUUACUAGUACGCGCAACCUUUUGAAAACUUCAGUAGCAACUAUUUUAUUUUUGUCCAGUAGCAGGCUCUGUCUUAGUCUUCCUAUCAAAUAAAAUUUUUUCUCGUUCUCGGCAGCAGUUGAUUUUUCUAAGGUGGGAGCCAAAGAUGCUUCGCCAAGUUUUCCUUUUUUACUGAAAUAGCGCUAGACGCAUGAGAUGAGAGAACACCUUUCAAGAUGGAAGCGGUUCCGUGUGACCAUCCUGAACAAACGACAACAUCUAGAGGUGGCAGGUUUUGUGAGAUCAUUUUGAAAAACGAAAACAAUCGGAAUCCUCCUGGAUGGUUGUAUUGGCCACCCUUAUAUCAGCUGCGAAAAUGUCUGGGUCUGGAAACUUGUGAUGCUGGUUGGCGAAUCAAGAGAACGCCAGAAAUGUUGACGGCUCAGCAUGACAGGUUUUUGAGUCGCUAGGUGUUGCCUAUUCUGCAUGAGAAACUGGGUUUUUGCAUGACACAAAAGUGGCGCUUUCGGGCACCUUGCGUGACAGACUUGACAGUCAUGCUAGCAGAGCACGCCAAACCUGGCAUCUUUCCAGACCCAGACAUUUUUGCAAUCCAUACCUUACUAGGGGCCGAAGGAAUUACUAUAUAUAUAUAUGCAACCAGACUGCUGGGCAAAAUGGAAGCAAAGGCUGUUUUGA